CCUCGCUAGACAACGCAGACCCCCCACGAAGAAGAUCGUGGAAGUAAGUGUCCCUGGUAUCGGGGUGUGGUCUUCACUUCCUUGCUAUUGUUCCAAAGGUGAGUUCCCAAAAACGCUUUGAGAAACAGCGCCACCGCCCCGCAGUCAGCCUCCCAGCGAGAGAGACGCCGAAGGCCCCCUCCACGCACAGCCUGACGCUGAUGUAGCGAUCGGGACAUGAUAAGGUAGCUGGCUGUGCCGGGCAGUCAGCGUGGGGCAGGCAGGGGACCGCGGCGUGGGGAGCGGCGACAACUUCACUACUACGGGAAUAACGCUGUGCGGAGGGGGCUGGAUGCCCGACAUCGCUCUCAUCUGCCUGUUGGGUUUCUUUUUCCGCUUGGAGUUUGCCAUUUUCACUAAUUAUUACGACCUAAGAAAAGACACGCUGUUAUUAGGUUAUUGAUUUUUUAAAAAGAACACCGCCCGCAGAAGUAACAUUUGCAAGAAUCCAUCCUGUACAAAGGGACUCGCAACAUAAUGGAUAAAGAGGCUGGAUCAAAUGAAUUCAGCAACCAAGAAGAGGAGGUGCGAACGCUGUUCGUCAGCGGCCUGCCUCUGGACAUCAAGCCCCGGGAGCUGUACCUGCUCUUCAGGCCAUUUAAGGGUUACGAGGGCUCCCUGAUAAAGCUCACCUCCAAGCAGCCUGUGGGAUUUGUCAGUUUUGACAGUCGAUCGGAGGCAGAAGCAGCAAAGAACGCACUAAACGGAAUCCGCUUUGAUCCCGAGAUCCCGCAGACCUUGCGCCUAGAGUUCGCGAAAGCCAACACCAAGAUGGCCAAGAGUAAGCUGGUGGGCACUCCCAAUCCCCCCGCCUCCCGGCAGAGCCCCGGCCCUCAGUUCAUCAGCAGGGACCCUUAUGAGCUGACGGUGCCCGCUCUCUACCCCGGCGGCAUAGACGUGUGGGCGCCCUACCCCCUGUACCCCGCGGAACUGUCCCCCGGCCUCCCCGCCGCUCUCACGUACCCCUCCGGCCUGCACGCCCAGAUUCCCUGGCUCCCUCCUGCGGACGGGGUCCCUCAGGGAUGGAAGUCCAGGCAGUUCUGCUGAUAUCUGGGUUUCUGGUGUGUGAUGGCGUCCACAGUUGGUCUUGAUGGUGUUGAUCUGAUGUCCGACUGGGUGGAUACCUGAUCCAAUUAACAAUAGCGUGGACUUAUUGGCCACUGCCCCUCCCUGGGCCUCAAGACCUUCAAGACUCCUGUCCCAUCACACAUCAACCCCAUGUGCUCUCAUAGCUGUUACUCCCCAAAGAACUGUACUAGUAAUCCUUCUUAAUAUAAUAAUAAUUAUUAUUGCCAUCCUUAUUACGUAUGACAUAUUGGAGUACGACUUUGCCAAAGCAAUGUUGUACAGUUUUAGAUGCGCUAAGAAGAAUCACAGGUAUUUUUAUAUUAAGUAAUUGUUCUGAAUGUUUUAUUCUGUUGUGUGGUGCUUAAUAUUUGCGAGGUUCAUUAUUAAAAUCACUCUUCUCUGACAUGGUACUGCAGUGAAUGAGGUGUACACAAA
Paramormyrops kingsleyae is the source of this 1542-nucleotide messenger RNA. Its product is annotated as RNA-binding protein with multiple splicing-like. NCBI's taxonomy places the organism in Eukaryota, Metazoa, Chordata, Actinopteri, Osteoglossiformes, Mormyridae. The record is from RefSeq and is a predicted model, not a curated record. Gene Ontology annotation, molecular function: RNA binding.